UUUUCGUCGCCCCCGCCUUUCCUCCCCCUUCUCCUCAACCUCUUUAGUUCCUUCCCCGCUUCGCCAUCCACCAUCUCGCGAGACUUGGCCCAGAACAUUGCGGAUCGGGUCGGCGCCAUUUUGGGACUGAGACUGGUUGUGGGGGAGGGAAAAGCGGCAAAGGGGGAUUAUUCAAAGUACCGAAAACCUCCUCUCGGGAUCGAGCGCAGCGGCACCCCCAGGCCAGGGGCACUUCUGGUGUGGCAGAAGGUGAUCGAAUUACUCAGAUAUGAAGAUCAUCUAGGUUUUGUGUAAAAGGCCCGGAUAUUCAAGUGGCCAUUUGGAAUUACAAUGUUUUGGAUAAUUUUGCCCCAGAAGUUUAUUAAAAUUGUCAAGAAUCAUCUCUGAAGUGAAUUCAUAGUAGUGACAGUUCUAACAAGCUACUUAAAAAGAAACAUAGUCAUUUUUAGUAUUUUGGUUCAACGGAUGAUAUACCUGGUUUAAAGUGUUCAGCUGGUGGUAUUUUUGCCUUUCCCCAACUCCUCCCUCUUGUUAGUGUUCUUCAGCCAAAACUGUAAGAUAUGUUUGAUUUGUGUACUGAGUAGUUUCAGCAGUUUCAAAUUACUGUUUAAAUAUUGCUGAAGUUUCAUGGCAAUUAUUUUUACCUUUAUUAAAAGUUUUAGGAAUUUUUGACCUCAGCCCUAUUCAUGUCACAGUGGGGGCAGCUUUUCUAAAUGAAGACAUUGAAAGAAUACAGAGUUUUUUUCCUUUUAUCUUUUAUUUACGUGGAAAUUUAAGAUGUUGCAGUUUCCCAGCAGCAUGGUAGUAUUGAGAUAGCUAUGUGUCUCGGUAUAUGCUGAUGCUUAGGAAUGCUCUUCAGAUGUGAAAUUUUCUUUUUGUCUUUGCUUUUUGGCUCAUAAAUUGGAUAUUUCAUCUGGAGUGGAUAAGUACAACAGUGACAAGUUCAUGAAUAAUAAAGACGUGAUAAUCUUAAAUCUAAGGAACUUGGCUAAUUCUGGAGAUAGCCAUAUGAAACUUUAAACAGAAGUAUGGGUAGCUGACUUGAAGUAACUCUAUGUCAAAUAGUCAUAGCUUGAGUAUCUUCGAAGAACUUGGAUUUUAUUUCAGAGGGAUACAAAAUAAAAAAACAACUGGAAAACAUAAAGAUAACAGAGAAAAACUCAACACCUUCCUGUGCAGUCCUAUUGGAAUUUGGACUUGCCAUGAGGUGUUGAAGCCUUGUUUCAUUGAGUCGGAGAGACUGGACCUAAAUGGCGCAGCAUGACUUUGCUCCAGCCUGGCUUAAUUUUCCCACACCACCAUCAUCAACAAAGUCGUCAUUGAAUUUUGAGAAGCAUUCUGAAAACUUUUCCUGGACAGAAAAUCGUUAUGAUGUGAAUCGUCGACGACACAACUCUUCAGAUGGCUUUGAUUCUGGUAUUGGACGUCCUAAUGGAGGUAACUUUGGAAGGAAAGAAAAAAAUGGAUGGCGUACACAUGGAAGAAAUGGUACUGAAAACGUAAAUCAUCGAGGGGGAUACCAUGGUGGAAGUUCCCGUUCUCGUAGCAGUAUUUUCCAUUCUGGAAAAAGCCAAGGACUACAUGAAAACAACACACCUGACAAUGAAACAGGGAGGAAAGAAGACAAAAGAGAACGCAAACAGUUUGAGGCUGAGGAUUUUCCGUCUUUAAAUCCUGAAUAUGAGAGAGAACCAAAUCAGAAUAAGUCUUUAGCUGCAGGUGUAUGGGAAUAUCCUCCGAAUCCUAAAUCUAGAGCUCCAAGGAUGCUGGUCAUUAAGAAAGGUAAUACAAAAGAUUUACAGCUAUCUGGAUUCCCAGUAGUAGGAAAUCUUCAAUCACAGCCAGUUAAGAACGGGACUGGUCCAAGUGUUUAUAAAGGUUUAGUCCCUAAACCUGCUGCUCCACCUACAAAACCUACACAAUGGAAAAGCCAAACUAAAGAAAAUAAAGUUGGGACUUCUUUCUCCCAUGAGUCUACAUAUGGUAUUGGCAAUUUCAAUGCUUUCAAAUCAACUGCCAAGAAUUUUAGUCCAUCUACAACUUCAGUGAAAGAGUGUAAUCGCUCAAAUUCCUCUUCACCUGUUGACAAACUUAAUCAGCAGCCUCGUCUAACCAAACUGACACGAAUGCGCACUGAUAAGAAGAGUGAAUUUUUGAAAGCAUUGAAAAGGGACAGAGUAGAAGAGGAACAUGAAGAUGAAAGCCAUGCUGGCUCAGAGAAGGAUGACGACUCAUUUAAUUUGCAUAACAGCAAUAGUACUCACCAAGAAAGGGAUAUAAACCGAAACUUUGAUGAAAAUGAAAUUCCGCAAGAGAAUGGCAAUGCCACGGUUAUUUCCCAACAGAUCAUUCGGUCUUCAACCUUCCCACAAACUGAUGUUCUUUCAAGUUCACUUGAGGCAGAACACAGAUUGUUAAAGGAGAUGGGCUGGCAAGAAGAUAGUGAAAAUGAUGAAACAUGUGCUCCCUUAACUGAGGAUGAAAUGAGAGAAUUCCAAGUUAUUAGUGAACAGUUACAGAAGAAUGGUCUGAGGAAAAAUGGUAUUUUGAAAAAUGGCCUGAUCUGUGACUUCAAGUUUGGACCCUGGAAAAACAGCACUUUCAAACCCACUAUUGAGAAUGAUGACACAGAAACAAGUAGCAGUGACACAUCAGAUGACGACGAUGUGUGAAGGAUUUCCUAACAGCUUUAGAAAUUUUAGUGUGAUACAUCUCUCAUACAGUUUGGGGUGAAUUGUAAAAAUGAAGAACUAUAAUUUAUGUAGUAAAAUACCCCAUUAGAAGGUGAUUUUUUUGGGGGACUUCAAUAUGAAGAAAACCAAGAAUGUUGUGUUGGGCUGUGUUGAACAUUAUUUCUUUGUAAAUGAAUGUUGUAGAAAUGAGGACUUUGGUUGAUCCAGCAUUGACUUUCUUCAUCACUGCAGCAUUUCUCUGACUAGCAAUGUGACGAUGUAACAAAUGAGAUUUUCUCAUUUAAUAAUAAAAAAUUGUGUAAUGUUUUGCAAAGCUUCUGUCUUAAAAUGUCCAGGUCUUAAGAACAAAAGGCAGCUUACACUGUUUUGCUUGCAGAGUCAUAUCUUUUUCGUACAAUGGAAAUCCUCAAGUCCACUUUGUGCGUCCCUCCACCUCCCCCAAAAAAGGACAAUGUAGCAUGUUGGCUAAAACUGGAGCAAAGUGCACUAAAAUAUUAAUUUCCUGAACUCAACUGUUGUACUAGUCACCUUUUAAAACAUAAAUUGCUCUUUAGCCAUUUGUAGUUCAGUAAAUAUUACAGGAAAGACUUGCCACACUUUCUUCCAAAUUUUAAGAGGUGAUUUUCAAGAGCUUUAUUUGGGUGUGUUGUCAGACCAAGGUUUUCAGAGUUGAUGGAAAAGAGUUGUGGGAAAACAUAUUUUGAUAAAUUAUUACACGUGCAGAAAAACUGAUCACACUGACUGGAUCUGUCCACAACAUGGAAAAUAAACUGGAUUUUCAGAA
Molecule: messenger RNA, 3477 nt
Organism: Rhinolophus ferrumequinum (greater horseshoe bat)
Lineage: Eukaryota; Metazoa; Chordata; Mammalia; Chiroptera; Rhinolophidae
Gene: GPBP1
Product: GC-rich promoter binding protein 1
Exons: 12
Coding region: 1251-2672 (473 amino acids)
Biological process (GO): positive regulation of DNA-templated transcription; DNA-templated transcription
Cellular component (GO): nucleus
Molecular function (GO): RNA binding; DNA binding
Source: RefSeq, a predicted model, not a curated record